CCCCGGUGCACUUUUUUUAUCGAAGAGGAGAACGAACGUGGUCGAGCAGUCUCUGCUUUGCGUUCGCCACAAGAACGAAGAAAGAGACAGUUUACUUUUAUUUCCUGCUUCUACGACGCCUAUACCUACAUCUCGAAACGAAAACGUAAACGAUCUUUCGGCUGUGCCACAAUUUUUCUUUCCGCCCAAACUGGCUUUUCCUUUUGUAUUUGAAUCCAACGACCUCGACCUACUAUUACUGAUUGCGAGGACAUCAAAGAGAAAGCAAUCCUUGUUCGUUGAAGAGGCACUGGCACAUCAAAACAAGCGGGACAGUCCUGAACGGCGAACACCACAGUAGCGCCGAACAGAGAUCGAAAGAGGCCAAAAAAUCGACCAAGAAGGGGACGAAAAUGGCGAGCUACAAACGGCAGGGACCACGAGAUUUGCAGAGGAGUAUGCAUCUUGGUGCCUUGGCGGAGCAGCAUCUUCGCAGUGUGCUGAAGCAGCGAGGGCAUCAUCGGAGUCGUGCCUGCAGCCGGACAAUAACGCCGCUUCGCACAAAAAGCGUCAAACGGAAAAAGGGCCAAGAUAUGGCCGUCUUUCACGACUUCGUUUAGCAGGGCGCAAGGGACGGGUCUCGGAACCCAAACCGAUUUCGUGUAGUUCUAGACGGGAAAAUUUAUCCGGCUUCGCACGCCUGCAACUCUAGCGACUCCCGUACUUGACUCUCAGCGACUCCCCAAAAAAGCGACCGAACUCGUUUUUCCGAGUUUUCUCGAAAGUAAGCGACGACAUAAUGCUGGGACGACACGACAGCGACAAAAUAGGUACUUGAGAUUCUUCGUGUAAUUGGAUGCUGUUCGUGUACUAGUCGUCUUACAAGUUUUGCAGUCUUUCGUUCAUCUUCUAGUUUAGUGGCUUUGUCUUUGCUGCUCUAACCAUGCAUGUGUAUCCUACAUGAACAUGGCCUGCUCGUCAAUUUGCCUCGAGUUAAGAACCUUACUGAAGAUAGAUAGCUGUGCUUCUGAUAUCUAUCGCCACCGCGCCGGACGAGGAUCAAUUUGAAUAAACGAAACUACGACUACGAGCUUGCUAAGCGCGAUUUCACUUGUACACAGCACUUCCGCGGCAGCCGCGGCGCGAUCGGCGAAGCAGCAGCUUUUACGUACUCACCAGCGCAGGGCGGUCGAGCUUCCACCACGCAUUUUCCGUGGCCACCGACCUCCUUGACCGCGCGGAGUGGUACUUUUCCGCCGGGCACAUCACGCAAUUCAUGCGCAACACGUACUCAACUGCAAGUGCGCGAUUAUUUUCAUCGGCCUCGCAGAACCAGAAUGUAUCUUCGGUGCAGGAGCACGGCCUCCACACCCCAGAUUUAGUACACGAAGAACAAGAUGAUCGCCUUCUGAGCGACGACAUCGAGAACAACCUGCGGCUGGAUCUUCGGGGACGACCCGAUGAACGAAGAUUCUGGAGUAGUACUCCUGCAGACAGAUCUGUCCGCCGGAACGGGCACCAUGGCAGUUGCUUUGCGACGGGCAACAAGACCGAGGAGCUGUGCGAGGCUUUGCUUCCGAAAGAACACAACGAAGAUAAUUCGUCGCUUCUGUACCGAAACGCAGAAGAAACAGAGCAGGGCACGCCGUCUUCGGCGCGGUCGUAUAUUUUUGGAGGAAGUACAACUGCCAAUUUUCAAAACAAAAAAUAUCGAGGGCGCGGCACUAACAUCCCAGAAGAUGUUUCAAGCAAAGGAGCGAGUGCGACGAGAAUCGGGAAUGCAUUUUUCCACAAUUCGCUGGAAAAGUCCAAGGCCUGGUUCGCGUCGAAGCUAUCGACGAUCCUUUCGUCGCCAUCUUCUCGCAGUGUAGCGCAGGCAGCCGCAGCAGCCGCUAACUCGGAAACGGAGAUCCGCAGAUUCGAUAGCCGCGCGUCUUUCUUUGGAGCAGGGGAAUCUGACAACUUCCAGCAGGAACAGGCGUUUGACCACCAGCAGUCGUUUCGCGCCGCUUCUCCCGGCAUCAUGUCACGAGGCAAUAAAUCAUUACUACCGUUUUCCUCUUCGGGACCACAGCAGCCCCCGCACAACCUUGUUGUCUCCGCCGGUCAACAGCCAUUACAAGGUGCAGCCGUCGCGACGAACCAAGAUACGAUCGAAGCAGCGGAAAUACAAAUAGCGACGAAGACCACGGACGAGGCGCGCGCCUCGCCACUGCGACUCAUUCCGCGGGACAAUUACAGUAAUGGCGCCAACAUCGUUCGCGAAAACCGGCCUAUGUACCUGCUAAACUCGGACACGUUUCACGUGCUGCUGGGUCUCACGGUGAAGGAGCUGGUGAGCGUGUUCUUCGCGACCUACAUCGGGCUCUGGGUCGUGUUCGCCGGGGCGAUCUAUUACCUGGUUCCCAACGACGCGUGCGGCCUGAACGUGUCCUGUUUUGUGGAUAUCCUGAGUAAAAACGUACCCACACCAGAGUCAGGAUGGGGAUUUUGCAACACAAACCUAGGAGUUUUGUGAGUCACGCAUGACAAGUUGCACUAUGCAGUGUAGUGCAGGCUAGCAAGUGCAGCCGCGUCACAGAUUCAUCUGCUCAUCCUGUUCACAGCAUCACAAAUUCCAAAGCACGACUGGAAAUGGCUCUCAUUGGGAUGCGCAUUACAAGUCUUCCUGUCUUUGCAAAUCUGCAUUACAACUCUGGUGUGGGUACGUUUUUACUCAGGAUAGUGGACGCCAUGUACUUGUCCCUCGAAACCCUGACCACGAUCGGGUACGGCGUUCCGGACCCCUACUUUAACCACUGCCCCCACAUGAUCUGUGUGCUGGUGUGCGCCCACCUGCUGAACCUGUUCUCGGCUUCCGCGGUGAUCGGCACGGUCCUCACCAAGAUCAGCAAGGGCCAGAAGCGCGCCGCCACGAUCAUGUUCUCUGACGUCGCCGUGGUGGAGCCGAUGGACGGAUAUCUGUAUUUCGCGUUUCAGCUCGGGGAACUGCGCAAGACGACCCUGAUCAAGACCAACGUGUCCUGCUUCCUCUUCAAGCACAACCACGCGUCGUGCACGAACCUGAACCGGCAAACGGAGGCACUGCUGAGGAAAACUGUCGCGAAGCAAGCGGAGCGGCUCGAGAAGAUGCGCGAGGACUGUCGGAAAAGUUUGGAGACCCGGGCCGCUUUGGAGGAUAGAAAAAGUAGAGAACGGGUGGAGGAAAACAACCACUACUACGCGUCCUCUGAACGCGAGCCGUCCCACCACGAGUUGCGCUUGAGAACCCCCGUAUUGUUGGCGACGCCCAAGACAAGAACAUCCGAGGUCGUCGCAAAAAGCUCGCAGUCGCAAGGCGUCGUGCAGCCUCUGGACGGCGAUGGUUUUUCCUAUGAAGUUGUAGAAGAACAACAGAACAAAACAAAGCUGGUAGACGACGUAGCAGCCGCCAGCAGUCAAGCUCUACCAACAGGAAGCGACCACGACCCCGAAGCACCCGGAGACCUUGCAGUUUCCGGCCACGACUGUGUCAUGGAGACCAAGGAGGCUGCAAGUGUGUCCACUAGCACCAACAUGCCGAAAAUGACCGUUGACAACAUGGAGCAGCAACUGAUUUCAGGUUGCUCAGCUGUUGCUUCUGCGGGGGCUGCAGAUUGCACCAGGUUUUGUUCGCCGGCGAGGAUGCCGGGCCAGGGUUAUAAAACCGCGGCAGCGGGUUUGUACGACGGCACGUCAUGCGAAGAAACUACUACCUUGAUCCCCCCGGAGGACGAUUUCGUGCUUCUUCCCGAGCUUGUUGAUGGCACGCCUGAGAAAUACAACUACACAUCAACUACUAUGCGCAACUGUUCGUUGCCACCCCGCACUGGUGCUGGAGGUCGCGCGCACGAUCCGGACAACCAGCGAAAGUCCGGGGCUUCCCUGUUUCCGAUUCGAAAAAAGCAGACCCAGGAAUCCUUCGCCACGGACGGACCGCUGGGAGAAGGAGACGAUGAACACGCGCGGUCGGACACACGGACGGUUGACGGCGAGGAUUCGUCGGAUGGAUACAUGCUGGAUGACGCUCUGUCUCUGACGCCCCGCGUUGUGGACAAUGAGCAAGACGUCGUCCCGGCUCUAGCAAACAGCCCCGCGCAGCCGUCGAACAAUGGUUGUCCGCCUGGAGGAGCAGGAGUAGGGGGGCAUGAGCACGUAGUCAAAGACGACAACAAUCCCAAUCGCUGCCCCGAGCCGCGCAGCUCCGGGGACGAGCGCACGUCGUCCCGAGACCGAGCAAACCUGGAGGCCGGCACGGCAGGCUGCACUACAGAGUCGCUGUUGCCAGGACAGCACCAGCCGCACGAUCGGAUGUUGAAUCAGUGUGCGACGUCGUCCAAUUGCAGUGUGUCCGACGGCCAGGGCAGUUUUUCACGGAUUUUGCCACUGACGGAAGAGUUUCUCUGGUUGUUCGCGGACACCUGUCCUUCGGCUCAGCGUGCGAAAAAGCCGAAGAAGGCGAUAGCUCCAGCUGCGUUAACGCCCGUUCGUCACCACUUUUCCUUCGCGGACCCCCUGCCAGAGCUCAAGGCACUCCCCACCCCGAGCCGUCCCAGCCGCGACCGCAAUCUGGAGCUUCCCGCCGUUGCCGGACUCGAGGUUGUUUCGCAGCGCCUGCUGAUGCGCGAGGCGGGGGCUGAAGCAGUGGGUACUACCGGGGAGGACGGUGGUCUUGCAGACGUGACGUCAGAAGUGAGGGCUUAUCAUGAAGUUGGUGAUUUCCUUACGUCAGACCAGCAGCAGGAACACGUAUUAUUAAACGACGCGGACCGUGAGACAGUCACCUCUGAAACUCCGGCGCUAGAAGUACCAGAACAGACAGCGCUUCCCGAUGGAGCAAUAGACGGUACGGGUGCGUCUGCUCGUCGUCCCGAGGCAGUACUAGCAGAGUCGGACGAAGAGGAACCGUUGUGCAAAGCAAAACGGCACCUCCAAACGGAGAUGACAUCGAGCGGGGAAGAACAAGGCCACGGAAACCGCGCAACAUCAAGCACCGAACUAGUGCCCCCGCCGCCACUGCUGCUAGACGUUGAAUCCGAGCAGGAGGAGGAAGAGGAGCGAUUUUUCUGGGAGUCGGCCAUCUUGGAGUCCACCCCCACCCACGUGGUGCUGGACAUUCGGGGACCGGAGAACGUCCCGGUUCGACUCCGACGCUCCAUACUGCACCGCGUGGUGGACCGUUUUUUGCAGCCCGCGCGCGAGGCCGAGGACGACCUGGAGAACCCGGAGCCCUUUGCGGGACUGGAAGAUGACCCUCCGGAGGAGGAAGAGGAAUAUCUGGUGAAAACGCCGCUGGCGGGCUGGGGCAGCGAAGAAAAAGUGUCAUCGGGGGGACAAACUUCCGUCGCUGAGCCCACGACCUCCACCCGGGAUGAAACCUCAAAUAACGUGAAAGCAGACCACGCACCGGAAACAAAGGUGAUCGGGAAAUCAAGUGCAAACACGGGGGAAGACCAAGACGAGCUCGACCGCACUUUCAUUAAGGCUACCAGUGUUGGGGGCUAUUCCCUGUCGUUGUACCCGCCACGCUCGCCGCAGUUUGGGUCCUGCGUCCCCGACCUCCCAGCGACGGCCAGCAGCGACGCAGGAAUCCUCACAAUUCGGCGCGCCGAGACGAACCAAGAAGCGGUUUGCUCCAGCGGCGAAGAGCCUUCGCCGUCCGCGACCCGCGGCGCUGAAGCUGUGAAGCGGCCCGCUGAAACCAGCUGCAGUGACGAACAUGUAACUGAGAUCGCAGGAGCGGCGCUUCGCCCCGAGCCGAUCAGCGUCUUGCACCUGCCACCGGUGAUAUUUUCUCCUAGGAACAAAGCUCCUGAAGAACUGCCACGGGUCCUUGACCCACCAACCAAGUUGUGCGAGAUCCACCCUCCGAUGCAUCUGGAAUCGCCUGCAGAAAAAUCCCCAAAUGAUCAGCUGAUGGCCACCAGUGCGGCCACGCCUGGCGUCAGGAAGCGCAAAUCCAACACCUCCCCACGGACCACUACGGGUUGUAACACCAACAGCCAGCGACAGGCGCAGAACAUCAAAGCCGUCAAGCAGAGCCCGCCGCCUCCCGAGGCGCCCGCGUUUUCUUUCCAGCAGUACCGAAUGCGGCUCCAGAACCCAAGCGACCGGGAGGGUGCACAGGUCGACUUGGACUUGCCACAGAAGAUCAUGCACCGCAUCGACCAGUGGAGCCCCCUGGUGCCGUCCGCAUACCGCGAAGCGAUGGCGCGCAUCGAGGACGCGUUCUUCUUCACGUGCGAUGACCAGCGAGACCCACAGCAGUCGCUUUUCACGGCACUGGGAUUGCCAUGCUGCUUUCCCUACGAGGAACCCGAGUUGUUAAUACCGCUGGACAAGAACUACGACCUCAGCCACACGUGUGUGGUCGGGCACCAAGCGGCCGCGCCUUCCGUAGUUCUGGCGCGAGGACACGACCAAGGUGGACAACAAGCCGACCAGGUCGCGGAGGCAGCGGUGGCGUCGAAUCCCUCUGAGCAGGGCCGUCAACUCACCCACGACUCGGGAUCGGCCCUGCCGCAAGACAGCGCGUCGAAUACGGUGGUCAAGGAGGAACCUUCGAACACGGAGCAUUUUGGUAAAACUGGGGCCACCUGCGUAUCGUUGCCUGACGGCUCCAUGCGUGCGCGCAGCUUAGAUACGGCGACGACGAGGGAACCCCAGGCGAGCAGAGCCUCCAAAGCGAGCGGGCCGAGCUGUCCUAGUGUCGGCCCCUCUACUGCGCCGGUCGUACCCCCGCAGAAAUCGCUGAACCCUCGUCCUGCGUCCGAACACGUCCACACACCCGCACUCACGAUCAAUACCGUGACAAGUCCAGCCUCGCACCAUCGACCGCAAAAUGUUUACCCGCCAAGCACGAGUAACUUUCUGCAAGGUCGUUUUGGAGGCACCACAACUGCAGGACUUACAAGCAGCUCAUCUACUUCGACGUAUCGCCGACUGCUGUCGCGGAAUCCGGGGGAGCACGAGAUUUCGCUACGUCAGGAGCUCGUCGGUAUGCGGCAGGUGGACGCGGAGAUGGGGAUGCGGUGCGGGAAGGUUUGUAACGUGUGCGGCGAGAAUUUGCUGACCGACCACGAGCUGUUUCUGCACUGCCUGCACAACUCGACCGACGCCGAGCGGCUGGAGGCCAAGCGGCGGUUUGUGGAUCACAAGCCGCAGUUCGCGACGCACGGCGGGCUGUUGCUGGUGCUCGAGUUUCGGCUGCGGCACGACAUUUGGAAAAGUGACGUCUUACUGGAGUACCUGAAGGACUACCUGUCCCUUCUAGCAAAAUCCGAGGAGGAAUUGCAAUGCAUUGAAGUCGCGGAAGCAGAAGAAGAACUACCUGCUCCCGGUAAAGAUGUGGCGGCCGCAGGACCUGGCUUCAAGUGCAGUGCUUUCGACAGGAACAAGGACAUUGUUGCUGAUGGGGCUCGUGCAGGUACUGGCUCUACGCUUGCCUGUCACGAUCACCGGCGGAGGCGAACAAGUCAAAGUGAUAUCCCUGGAGCAAUAACUACCACCAGUGCGAAGGCGCUUUCGGUUUCGCCCGCAUCCUGCAAUUACUUCGAAAUGGUGUGCAUUUUGGAAGGGGUCGAGCCUUUGACCAGCCACCCGAUUCAGGCCCGCUACUCGUACCUGCCGGAGGAAAUCGUUUUUGGGAAGAGCUUCGGGAGCUGUGUGCGCCAACAGCAAUCGGAUGAUGACCAAGGCUUGGUCAUCGAUUACUGCGAUUUUCAAGCCACUACCGGUACCGGUGCAGAGGUUUGAUGAGCACAGUGGUGAGUUGAGAUGAACGAGUAUCAGGAUCAACUUCAACAUACAAAACUAUACGCACGAAGCACAUGUUUAUUAUUUCGACUCGCAGUGGCAGUCGUGCACGUGCUCUGCCAUGCAUGUACUAGUUUCUCUACUUCUUCU
Messenger RNA from Amoebophrya sp. A120, 7902 nucleotides. The record is from the annotation of a GenBank genome assembly. Lineage: Eukaryota; Dinophyceae; Syndiniales; Amoebophryaceae.